Messenger RNA from Acanthopagrus latus (yellowfin seabream), 5382 nucleotides. It is a transcript of the gene myo1ea, whose product is annotated as myosin IEa. Gene Ontology annotation, cellular component: myosin complex; vesicle; actin cytoskeleton. Gene Ontology annotation, molecular function: actin filament binding; ATP binding; microfilament motor activity. The record is from RefSeq and is a predicted model, not a curated record. Gene Ontology annotation, biological process: vesicle transport along actin filament; actin filament organization. The transcript has 29 exons. Bases 520 to 3879 code for a protein of 1119 amino acids. NCBI's taxonomy places the organism in Eukaryota, Metazoa, Chordata, Actinopteri, Spariformes, Sparidae.
CUGAUGGUGACUUCUUCUGUGUUGGCCUCUGUUGUUAGGAAGUCCCAGAGCUGCGCAUGCCCAGUCGCGUCGCUCCCAGCACCUAAUGAAUAUUUAAGCAUAUUCCGCGUUCGGCGCCCUUUGAUUGGACCCUCUGGCUCAGUUUCCUGUGUUAUGUUUUCGAGCCGAUUUUUGAGGGCACUGCUCUCUCUCCCCUCUCUCGGCAAUUGAACCAUCCAGCUCCAGCGUGUCCGGUCACCGCUCCGCUGCUGUCAGUGUCGGCUCUGUGCGCAACAAUGGACGGAGGAGGACACCGCUGAGGAGACGCAUCCAUGCCUUCGGGAGUUUACCGGGAAUAUCUUGUGUAAAACUUUUUUUUUUUUUUUUUGGAUUUUUGUUUCCUAUUGGCUGUAGCUUUAACAGCUACAGUUUUUUUGUUUUUGUUUGAGAGAGUGUGAACUUCACUGAGGUUCGGACACAUAGACUGGAUCGCGGGGAAUACGACGGAGGAGACUGCGACUGUUGUGUUGAAGACGGAGGAUGGGGAGCCGGGGGCACUACCGGUACCACUGGCAGAGCCACAAUGUCAAACACAGCGGAGUGGAUGACAUGGUGCUGCUCAGCAAGAUCAAUGAGGACGCCAUCGUGGACAACCUCAAGAAGAGAUACAUGGAUGACUACAUCUUUACAUACAUCGGUCCUGUGCUCAUCUCCGUCAACCCUUUCAAGCAGAUGCCUUACUUUGGGGAAAAAGAAGUUGAGAUGUAUCAGGGUGCAGCUCAGUACGAGAACCCCCCUCACAUCUACGCUCUGGCAGACAACAUGUACAGAAACAUGAUGAUUGAUCGUGAGAACCAGUGUGUCAUCAUCAGUGGCGAGAGCGGAGCGGGGAAGACGGUGGCAGCCAAAUAUAUCAUGGGCUACAUCUCCAGAGUGUCAGGGGGCGGACCCAGAGUCCAGCACGUCAAAGACAUCAUCCUGCAGUCCAACCCGCUGCUAGAGGCCUUCGGUAACGCCAAGACUGUGAGGAACAACAACUCCAGCAGAUUUGGGAAAUACUUUGAGAUCCAGUUCAGCUCCGGCGGAGAACCAGACGGAGGGAAAAUCUCCAACUUCCUUCUGGAGAAGUCGCGUGUCGUCAUGAGGAAUCCGGGAGAGAGGAGUUUCCAUAUAUUCUAUCAGUUAAUAGAAGGAGCCAGUGGAGAGCAGAAGAGCAGCCUGGGAAUCACAACCCUGGAUUACUACACUUACCUCAAUCAGUCUGGUUCCUACAAAGUGGACGACAUCAACGACAAGAGUGACUUCCAGGAGACCGUGCAUGCCAUGGAUGUGAUUGGCAUCUCGGCAGAGGACCGCGCCAUGGUGCUUCAGAUCGUCGCUGGAGUCCUGCACCUGGGAAAUAUCAGUUUCAGGGAGGCGGGCAACUACGCUGCCGUGGAGAGUGAAGAGUUCCUAGCCUUUCCUGCGUUUCUGCUUGGAAUCGACCAGAAGCGCCUAAAGGAGAAACUGACGAGCCGGAAGAUGGACAGCAAGUGGGGAAACGCGGUGGAGUCCAUCGAUGUGACUCUGAACGUGGAGCAGGCGUGUUACACCCGUGACGCCCUCUCCAAAGCCCUGCAUUCACGUGUGUUUGACUUCCUGGUCGAGUCCAUCAACAAAGCCAUGGUGAAAGAUCACCAGGAGAUCAAUAUCGGCGUGUUGGACAUCUAUGGAUUUGAAAUUUUCCAAAAAAAUGGAUUCGAACAGUUCUGCAUCAACUUUGUGAACGAGAAGCUACAGCAGAUUUUCAUCGAGCUGACGCUGAAGGCAGAACAGGAGGAGUAUGUGCAGGAGGGCAUCAAGUGGACUCAAAUUGAGUACUUCAACAACAAGAUUGUCUGUGAUCUCAUCGAGAGCAAAAAUCCUCCCGGCAUCAUGAGCAUCCUGGACGAUGUGUGCGCCACCAUGCACGCUGUGGGCGAAGGGGCCGACCAGACCAUGCUGCAGAAGCUCCGGAUGCAAAUCAACACCCACGAACACUUCAACAGCUGGAACCAGGGCUUCAUCAUCCACCACUACGCCGGCAAGGUGUCCUACGACGCUGAAGGUUUCUGUGAGAGGAACCGAGACGUCCUUUUUAACGACCUCAUUGAGUUGAUGCAGAGCAGUGAAAUCUCCUUCAUCAGAGCACUGUUUCCAGAAAACCUCAACGCUGAGAAGAAGGGUCGGCCCACGACUGCAGGCAGCAAAAUAAAGAAACAAGCCAACGAUUUGGUGAGCACACUGAUGAAAUGUACUCCACACUACAUCCGCUGCAUCAAACCCAACGAGACCAAGAAGCCCAGAGACUGGGAGGAGAGCCGAGUGAAGCACCAGGUGGAGUACCUCGGUCUGAAGGAAAACAUCAGGGUGAGGCGUGCUGGCUACGCCUACCGCAGAGUCUUCAGGAAGUUCCUCAACAGAUAUGCCAUCCUCACCAAAGAGUCGUGGCCAACGUGGCGAGGAGAUGAGAAACAAGGCGUCCUUCAUCUCUUGAAGUCUGUCAACAUGGACCAGGAUCAGUUCCAGCUUGGACGCAGCAAGGUCUUCAUUAAAGCCCCGGAGUCGCUCUUUCUGCUGGAAGAGACGAGGGAGCGCAAGUUUGACGGCUACGCCAGGACCAUCCAGAAGGCCUGGAGGAAAUACGUGGCCCGUAAGAAGUAUGUCCAGAUGAGGGAAGAGGCUUCUGAUCUGCUGCUGAACCGGAAGGAGAGGCGGCGACACAGCCUUAACAGAAACUUUGUAGGUGACUACCUGGGCAUGGAUGAUCGGCCCGAGCUGCGACAGUUCCUGGCCAAGAGGGAGAAGAUCGACUUUGCAGACAAAGUCACCAAAUACGACCGCCGCUUCAAGGGGAUUAAAAGGGACUUGAUCCUGACCCCAAAGUCGGUGUACCUGAUCGGAAGAGAAAAAGUGAAACAAGGACCAGAGAAAGGGCAGGUGACCGAGGUGCUGAAGAGGCGGAUCGAUGUGGAGAAGAUCUUGGCAGUGUCUCUCAGCACAAUGCAGGACGAUUUCAUGAUCCUGCAUGAGCAGGAGUACGACAGCCUGCUGGAGUGUGUCUUCAAGACGGAGUUCAUCAGCUUACUGGCUCGCAGGUUUGAGGAGAAAACCCAGAGGAAGCUACCACUCAAGUUUAGUAACACACUGGAGAUGAAGUUGAAGAAGGAAAACUGGGGCUUCCUGAGUGGCGGCGGCUCGCGGCAGGUGAUGUUCGUCCAGGGUCAGGGAGACAUGCCUAUACUGAAGCCUACGAGCAAAUCUCUGCAGGUCAGCGUCGGCCCCGGGCUUCCCAAGAACACACGCCCAUCCAGGAAGAGCUUCACUCAGAGUCGCCCCAGUGGUUCCAGAACUCACCAGAACAUCCCGUCUCGGGCGGCACCGGGACCCCCAGUUGCUCACCAGAAUGGUGGCAUCAAAAACACAAACCAUGUAGCCAAUCAGAGGAACGCGCAGCAUCACAGCCAGAGGCAUCCCUCCGGCGGCAACGCGACACGGCCCUUCCUGCCCAGCAACGUCAGCCAGCUGAAGGAGAGAGGCGGCAGCCGGCCGCAGCCGAACCUGGACUGUCUUAAAGUGCCAGAACAAGGCGCCGCAGGCAAUGGAGACAGACGGCCAACUUCAAAUGGAGGAAUGGCCCACAGACCAUCAGCCAGCAGGCCUCCGCCGGGAGGAGGACGACCCAAACCCGCGCCCAAACCCAAACCCCAGGUGCCACAGUGCAAAGCUUUGUACGCCUACGAUGCUCAGGACACAGACGAGCUCAGCUUCAACGCUGACGACCUCAUCGACAUUAUCAAAGAGGAUGCCUCCGGUUGGUGGACAGGACGACUUCGUGGAAAGCAGGGACUUUUCCCCAACAACUACGUCACCAAGAUCUAGGAGCUGCCGCUUUAUAACAUGAGGAGGAGGAGAAGGAGGAGGAGGAGGAGGAGGAGGAGAGCCUGCUGCGUCCCUGCUGACCGACUCAGAUGACGGGACGAAACUGACAGUCCAAGAGAGAAACACUGUGAGGAGGGAAACUCACACUUCCUCCACUGCUGCCUUCGUAGUUAAAUGAAUGUAACUCUCGGCUCCACCACCAGACCAAACGACCGUCAGGCUUGAAAUUGAGGCUCUGCUUUAAAGACUCUUUGACCCUGGGGUCUGAUUUUUUUCCUCCAGAGUAUGGAACAAAACUAUUUAUUGUAUUUAUAGCUUUCUGUGUUCUCCUUACUGUCAUUUAUAUCUUGCUGAGGAUUUGAGCUCAAACAUUUUGAAGCGUUGGAAUGAAGGAUGCUUAAUCUGUGGGGCCAGGCUGUGAUGUAUACUCUCCACGCGUCUUUUUUUUUUUUUUUUUUUUAAAUAGAUGAAGGUUUGAUUUCUGAAUCAGAAGCAGUCGUCGCAGUGACUGCUGCUUUUUUUUAACCAGGAAUAUUUAUUUUGGUGCAAAACUCUUCUUACAGGGAAUGGAGUUUCAAUAGAUCAUCGCACUGUGAUUUUAAACUACCAAAGUCUGUUCCACACCUUCAGAGGGCAAAGCGGCGAAUCGCCUGGAAAAUCGACUUUAUCUUUGUUCCAUCGUCGUUCUGUUUCUCUAUCACACCAGUAUAUUUUUUUCACACAGAGUAGAAGCCAUGUAUACUGUAACCUGAGCAUGCUGUCUGUGGUGUAUUAGCACUUUAUCGGUACAGGUACUACCUUGGACACAGACGUCAUCACUCGUUCAUGCCACAGCCAGUAAUUCUACGAAGGACAGGUUGCCAAGCUAAGCAAUAAGCCGAGUUACUAAAGGAGAAUAAUUUGUUUACAUGAAGUGAUAAAAACAGGCUUUUUUUCCAGAUCUGAUUCUGUAUAUGUGUUCAUAUUGAGGAGUAGGCCUGUCGUUGGUUAGGAUUUAAAUGAACUGUUUUGUAUUUUUCUCUUAAGGAUCUUCUGUUAUUCUCUCUGCUUUUGAUACUGACAGGGCUGCUUUAUCUCCACUUCUCACUAAUCUCAUGACGGUUCUCACGGACUCGGGUGAAUGGAUUUUUGUUUUGUCAAAAAAGUUUUAGGUGAAAGAAAUGUGUUGACAUUUUCUCCGUGGCACUACAAAGGAUUCCUUUUGCUUCUGUGUUUUUUUUGUUUUUGUUUUUUUGCGCACAUCUUUUGCACUGCUGUUGCAUUACUUACACAUUCCUAAUCCUCAUUUGUUUUUGUUUUUUUUAAUCCAAUAACCACAUUAUGCUCUAGUCAGUGAAAACUGCCGGGACUUCUGUCAUAGAUCUUCUCUGCGUUUGGUCUUGGAUGGUUGAAAACAUCCUUGUGCAAUACAAAACAGUAGAUUUUAAUAAAGCAUGUAAUAUUGUGUAUUUAACUGCUCUGUUUUGUUUUAUUAUCAGAGAACCCAUUAAAUGAACAACGAUC